AUGAUAAAUAGCAUUUUGACUAGUUUAUUUUAUUUUGCAGCACUUUCUAUACAAAACGGUAAUACUGUUGGUGGCUACGCGAAUGGUACAGCUGGAAAUGCUCUUAAUGCUUUGAACUUUCCUGGUGGACUAUCUCUCGAUUAUAACGGUUUGAUAUAUGUUAGCGAUUUCAACAAUAACAGAGUGAUCAAAUUACAAGAAGGAUCCUUAGUUGGCUCGAUUGUUUCUGGUACAGGAGUGAGUGGCAGUAGCGCCAGUCAAUUGAGUUCUCCAGCAGGAUUAUAUGUCGAUGCAUCAUUAAAUAUUUACGUAGUCGAUACUUUUAACUUUCGAGUGAUGCUGUGGCACAGGAACUCAUCCAGUGGUAAUCGUGUUGCCGGAACCGGCAGUGUUGGAACUUCAUCAAGUACCUUAAGUUAUGCAGGUGGAAUCGUUGUCGAUUCGUUAGGAAACCUGUACAUAUGCGAUGCCUAUAAUCAUCGUGUGAUGAAAUGGUUAGCAAAUGCCACUUCUGGAAUCCUUAUUGCGGGCACUGGCAUGGCCGGUAGCAGCAGUCAACAGCUCAAUAUGCCUUAUACCCUCUAUCUUGACGAAUCCAAUUCAUAUCUUUAUAUUGCUGAUGGUCUCAAUCAUCGUAUUCAACGUUAUGAUUUACGUUACUCGAUGAAUGUUACUACCGUCGCCGGAGGAAAUGGUCCGGGAACUGGAAGUCACCAGUUGAAUACACCGAUAGGCGUGUAUCUUUCAAAAAAGACAGGAGCCAUUUAUAUCGCUGAUAGCAACAACCAUCGUAUUCAGCGUUGGAUUCCUGGAGCAACACAUGGCGUUACGAUUGGAGGUCUUGCUGCCUUAAGCGGUAAUAACGCAACAUUAUUGAAUCAACCUCGUUAUGUUUCUCUAAACCUUAAUGAAACGCAACUCUAUGUGACCGACGGAAGUAACAAUAGAGUACAACGUUUCCAACUCAUUUAA
This is a messenger RNA of Adineta steineri, 972 nucleotides long. The record is from the annotation of a GenBank genome assembly. NCBI's taxonomy places the organism in Eukaryota, Metazoa, Rotifera, Eurotatoria, Adinetida, Adinetidae.